GAUGAUCCCCAUUCCAGCAAAUCCACUUUUCAGUUAGUUCCCUACACUCAAACAUUCAUCCACAUUAUUAAUCUGGAUGUGAGUUAAUUAUCAAAUCGGGGCAGUUUUCCUUUGUACGAAGAGGUUCGAUCCGUUUCUUAGAUCUAUCAAAAUUUGGAUUGAAUCCUUGUUCGAUGGAAAGAACAAAGUCUUCCAUGGAAGAGGUGGCGUUUGUGGUAAGGAAGUUAGAGAUCUCGGAUAAAAAGAAGGGGUUCGUGGAGCUACUUCAGCAGCUGACUGUAUGCGACUUCAUCUCCGACGAAGCAUUCGAAGAACGGUUUAGGGAGGUGGCUAAGUAUGGCAACGACCAUCUUAUAUGCGUGAUAGAAGACGGAGAUUCAGGCAAGAUCAUUGCAACCGGGAGCGUCUUCAUAGAGAAGAAAUUCAUAAGGAAUUGUGGCAAGGUUGGUCACAUCGAAGAUGUGGUUGUGGAUUCCAACGUUCGAGGAAAGCAUUUAGGAAAGAAGAUAAUCGAAUUCCUAUCUGAUCACGCUAGGUCGAUGGGGUGUUACAAGGUGAUUCUUGAUUGCAGCAGUGACAACAUGCCGUUUUAUAAUAGGUGUGGUUUCAAGCAGAAGGAAAUGCAGAUGGUGAAGUAUUUUUAGUUCUUGAAAAGUUAAAGCAUUAGGAUUGUUUGAUGGAUUUUGGAUUGUUGUUGUUUCUUUGUUUUACUUAUAUUGAUUGAUGGGGAAAAAGAAAAUACGGAAAUUUUA
Molecule: messenger RNA, 752 nt
Organism: Salvia splendens (bonfire salvia)
Lineage: Eukaryota; Viridiplantae; Streptophyta; Magnoliopsida; Lamiales; Lamiaceae
Product: glucosamine 6-phosphate N-acetyltransferase
Exons: 2
Coding region: 174-644 (156 amino acids)
Molecular function (GO): glucosamine 6-phosphate N-acetyltransferase activity
Source: RefSeq, a predicted model, not a curated record